AUGACCGCGGCAACCAAGACGGUGCGGUGUCUGGCGGCGCUGGCAGUGGCGCUGGCAUUGCUGCCGGACGCACGCUCGCUGCGCGCCCGCCAGGUCUCCGACGCCACCAGCGUCCAGCCCGUCGACCCCUCCAUCACCGACCCCAAGGCCAUCCUCGCCGACCGGAUCCCCUGGUACACCCAGGACGCCGACCAGCAGGACCACAUCCGGCUGCACUGGUCCGUCCGCCAUCCUCUCCCCGCUAGGCCCCGCACAGCUGCUGAUCCUCCCCAAACCUCGCGCACCCAGCUAUCUGCUGCAUACGGCGAUUACCGGACGCUGUGUCCGGCGACGUUUGCCGUGCACGGGAACGACUUCGAAGUGCUCGAAGACUUUGCGACGGCGGAGGGGCAGACGGGGUAUGUCGCGCGGGUGCCGUUCAUGCAGAAGAUUGUGAUCGUGUUCCGGGGGUACGACUCGGACGUCGCGCUGUCGUGGGAGCCCGCGCCGAUCGACUUCGGCCGGCCGGUGGGGCGGUGCACGGCGACGAACGGGUGCACGGCCGGGCGCGGCGUGCUCGCGCUCUACAACUCCGCCCGCAUCGCCACCGACAACUGGGCCCGCGCGAAGCAGGCCGUCAACGCCACCGGGCUCAAGUUCUCGGUCACCGGCCACGGGAUCGGCGGCGCGGUCGCCCAGCUCGCCGCGCUCGAUCUGGGCAUCGACGGCCACGUGCACUACGCCCACUCGCAAGCCGCACCGAGGGCGGUGUCAAGGACGGCGGCGACGCUCCUGUCGGAGAUCUUCCAGGGCGAGGCCGGCCAACACGUGGUGGCCAACCACGACUACUUCCCCCACAUCGUCCCGCGCACAUCCGGCUUCGUCCGCGUCAACUCGGCCGUCUGGGUCUUCGGCAACCGCACCGAGUGGAUGCGCGUCUGCCACUACUACCCCGAGAACGGGGCCUGUCUGGGCAACGGCACCAGCAUCGCCGAUAACUACUACUACUUCACCCCCAUGGGCCAGUGCGGGGCCGCCGAUAAGGGCUUCUGA
Molecule: messenger RNA, 1032 nt
Organism: Puccinia triticina
Lineage: Eukaryota; Fungi; Basidiomycota; Pucciniomycetes; Pucciniales; Pucciniaceae
Exons: 4
Coding region: 1-1032 (343 amino acids)
Biological process (GO): lipid metabolic process
Source: RefSeq, a predicted model, not a curated record